This is a messenger RNA of Colletotrichum scovillei, 1463 nucleotides long. Its product is annotated as 40S ribosomal protein S2. Gene Ontology annotation, cellular component: ribosome; cytosolic small ribosomal subunit. Gene Ontology annotation, biological process: translation. The coding region runs from base 132 to 917 and encodes 261 amino acids. The record is from RefSeq and is a predicted model, not a curated record. Gene Ontology annotation, molecular function: structural constituent of ribosome; RNA binding. NCBI's taxonomy places the organism in Eukaryota, Fungi, Ascomycota, Sordariomycetes, Glomerellales, Glomerellaceae. The transcript has 3 exons.
CCCCGCAAAAAAAAGUUGUACCCGAAUCGCGAAAUAACUUCCUCCCCCUUCGAAACACCACGCAACCGGACUAACCGCAGCAGCAGUCUCUUUCACUCGCGCGCUCAACACACCUUACCCGACGACACAAAAUGGCUGACCGUGGUGCAAGCGCCCCCGCCCGUGGAGGUGGUGGUUUCGGAGCUCGUGGCGGUGACCGUGGCCGUGGACGUGGCCGUGGUCGCGGACGUCGCGGCGGCAAGAGCGAGGAGAAGGAGUGGCAGCCCGUCACCAAGCUCGGUCGUCUCGUGAAGGCCGGCAAGAUCAGCUCCAUGGAGGAGAUCUACCUUCACUCCCUGCCCAUCAAGGAGUACCAGAUUGUCGACUUCUUCCUGCCCAAGCUCAAGGAUGAGGUCAUGAAGAUCAAGCCCGUCCAGAAGCAGACCCGUGCCGGUCAGCGCACCCGUUUCAAGGCCAUCGUCCUUAUCGGUGACUCUGAGGGACACGUCGGUCUCGGAAUCAAGACCUCCAAGGAAGUCGCUACCGCUAUUCGCGCUGCCAUCAUCAUCGCCAAGCUUAGCGUCAUCCCCGUCCGUCGCGGUUACUGGGGAACCAACCUCGGUGCCCCCCACUCCCUGCCCACCAAGGAGUCUGGAAAGUGCGGUUCCGUCACCGUCCGUCUCAUUCCCGCCCCCCGCGGUACCGGCCUUGUCGCCUCCCCCGCCGUCAAGCGUCUCCUCCAGCUCGCUGGUGUCGAGGACGCCUACACCUCCUCCGCCGGUUCCACCAAGACCCUCGAGAACACCCUCAAGGCCACCUUCACCGCCGUCUCCAACACCUACGGCUUCCUUACCCCCAACCUGUGGAAGGAAACCAAGCUCAUCAGAUCGCCUCUCGAGGAGUACGCGGACACCCUGCGUGAGGGCAAGAAGUACUAGAGGAUGUGCGAAUGAUGGGGAAGACGUCGGCGGCGAGGAGAUGAGAAGAACAAGUGUCGGCUUCGGGAUUUCUUCAUGGAGUUGCGUGUGUUACACUGCAUCGUUGGUUGGCCAGGGCAUGACAUUAAGGCUAAGGGCAAACUAGCUCCGGAUCUGAAAAUAAAGAUCAAACAUUGAAUGCAGCCGACGGGUUUUUCAAAAAAUAAGUACGGGCAUGAAUUUUACGAUACCUUCCAGACAACGUCCCACCGGCCGAGUGAUACCAUGUUGGAGCGCCAUUUUGCGGAGCAAUUAGGAUUUCGAAAAGGAUGGGUUGAAGUAAUGAUUUGCCAAGCAUCGCCGGCAACCGAGCGGUUCAAAAGUCAUUCAUCAAGCGACAUAUGGACGUCGACGGGCUACGGAACAGCGCGUUAGAUAUUGACGACCAUUCUGCCUACUGCACCGAUACUUGGAGAUUUUCUCGACAUAAACCUACUUAGCCAUAUUUUCUAUUCUUGAGGAUGUACGGCAAAACAUAAAUUCUCGAGACAGAAGGUACAAGCCAUC